This is a messenger RNA of Solenopsis invicta (red fire ant), 1556 nucleotides long. It is a transcript of the gene mRpL37, whose product is annotated as 39S ribosomal protein L37, mitochondrial. Gene Ontology annotation, cellular component: ribosome; mitochondrion. The record is from RefSeq and is a predicted model, not a curated record. The transcript is spliced from 7 exons. Gene Ontology annotation, biological process: translation. Gene Ontology annotation, molecular function: structural constituent of ribosome. NCBI's taxonomy places the organism in Eukaryota, Metazoa, Arthropoda, Insecta, Hymenoptera, Formicidae. The coding region runs from base 278 to 1510 and encodes 410 amino acids.
UGAUAUCCAAAUGAUAAAUUUUUAUACACAAGAAAUCUUUUUUACUAGUCAGAGUUCUUAAAAUAAAAAUUCUAUUGUGUUUGAUUUCAUAAAAUUGUUUGCAGCCCUUUAAUUUCAUUAUAUUAAAGGAUUCCUGUAUUAUCGACGCAGUUUAGAGAAAAUAGAGAAUCGUUGCAAGCCGGAAAAUAGAAGGUUAUGGUUCAUGUAUCGAAAGUUUGUUGUGCAAAUUUAAAAAAUAUUAUUCAAUUUAAUUUUAUUGUUUCUCAUAUAAAGUAUAAUGAAGCUCACACAAGUGUUAUACAAGCAACAUAUAGGCAGGCUUACUAAAAAAUUGUGGUAUUUAAAGCGAGAACGCAAAGUGGUGAAUACCAAGGCGGAACAAUACUUGUCAACAUUGAAUAUUCCAGUGAGGGAUGCCUCGGAGGUGGUGCAACCAAAGCAGAUACGUCCAAAAAUAUCAGUAGAGUUUCUGAAGCCGAGAGAAAUAGCGUUUGACGAAACACAUCCUGAUUGGAAACCUGAAAUUUGCCUGACAUUUAAAGAUCAUAAUGUUCUGCAAGAAGGAUUUUGUCAAGCACAAAUAAUAACAAACACUGUAUGUUUGCCGAGUAGUUCUUCAAAUUAUAUCAAAGAUUUAUCACUGGAGCUACCCGAACAUGUGGAUAACAUAGUAAAAAGGAUAAUUUAUACUUCAAACAUAUUUGAUGCUCAUCAAGAAAAAUUACCGAAGAGAAAAGAUCCUGAAAGACCUGCAUGGGUGUUUCCUAGAGAUUAUGGAAUAACCAAUAGCAGAAAAAUGCAAAACUUGUCUAGGAAAUUCUUGCAACUUUGCGAGUCUUUGUCAGGUUCAGACAUUGUACGAAAACGAUGUAUAUUAUAUGAUGGGAUUACAAAAUUAAACUUAGAUAAAGAAUCGGACCUUAUCCAAUUUAUUUUACGAUCAGAUGUGACAGUCAUGUCGACAGAUCCUCUAAAACCGAUAGAAAGUUCUAACGGCAGUAUAGAAAUAGAUCUCCCAAAUAUGCAUCCAAUGCAUCACACCAUUGGUUUGGACAGGACAAAUUUCUACAAAACUGAGGACAUGUAUCCUGUCAGUGCAACAUUACCUUUAAAAAACAUCCACACCAUUUUUGUGCACUAUGAUCCUGAGGAAGUGAAAACUCUGACGGAAUUACCUGUGACACCAAAUCAGAUUUUUGGUCGCACAUUGAUAAAAGCGUAUACUAUGACGGCGUCCUGUGCACGACAAAGAUUCGGUUCAUCCGUGAAGAAACUGCCAGAACCCGUGACUGUGCAGUGCAUUCAGUCAGAUGGAAAGAACUACCACUUUUUCAUAUUUCAACUCAAUUCAUUAGACGCGAAUGACGUCAGCGUGAAGAAUUUCUGGUGCGCUCUACCGCCAUUAACACUCUAUGAAAAAGCUGAAUACAAUAAUGGCAAGCCAGUAGUCGAGGAGUAUAAUCCGGAGGUAUUCAAAAGAAUACUUGCGUUUUACAGAAAUGGAUCUUAAAUAAAAUCUGCUAAGUUAAAUAAAAUCGUUAGCGGAAAUUUUCUAA